GUUCACAGAUAUGAUUACACAUUUAAGUCAGCAGGUGUUAUAGUGAAAAUUUCUGAUCAGGUUUAUUUAAUAACAGCUUAUAAAUCGUAUGGCACAACUAUAAUACAUUAACUAAGUAGUGAAAAUAAAGAAUUGCCAAAGUUAGCGGCGGAUGUGCACUUGGUAUGGAUUGUAUGAAUUGAAAAUGGAUCCAUAUUCUAGGAGUAUUAUUUGGAGGACCAAUGGCAAUAUUUGAGAGACCUUUUGGUUAUAGACACAAACUCGAUGACACACAGGCGAUAAUUUGCGUAAUUGAGACAGCACAGGAAGUCAACGGCCACACGGAGUAUUUAUUGCGAUUGCAGCGUGGCGCAAAUAAAGAAAAUUGUUGGAAGAUUUUGCGUCGCUACAAUGAUUUCGCUGAGUUGCACAAAUGCCUCUGCAUAUCAGGUAUCGAUCUGCCCAUGCCAGGCAAACGGCUUUUCGGUAAUAUGCGGCCAGACUUCAUAGCUGAAAGAAGACAAGCAUUACAGGUUUACAUAAAUACAGUACUAAUGAAUCCCAUUUUGGCAUCGUCAUUGCCAGCCAAACGGUUCGUCGAUCCGGACAGUUACUCGCAAUCCUUUCAUGAUCAAGCAGUGCAAAAUGCUAUGCUAUGUUUACGCAGCGAGGGUGUAUGGACAUUGGGUACCACACUUGGUCCAAUAGGUUGGCGCUUACGAAAACAUUACUUCAAAGUUUCACCAAAGCCACCGGAGAAGACUGGAAACAAAUUACUCGUGAAAAGUGGCUCACAAACACAUCAAGGUAAACAUUUUGCCUCAUCGAGCAGUAAUGGCGGCGGUGGUGGUAGCAGUAGUGGAUCAAUAGAUGGUGGCAGCUUGGAUCCUUCUGAAUUAGUUUUAGAAUGGAUCGAAUACGGACCCGACAAAUAUAUAGACGAAAAGGAAAUGGGUGGCAUACUAAAGAGUCUGUUGGGCUUACAGCAUCCGCAUAUCGAGCCAAUCGUUUACGCGGCACACAACGAGAAUGGCUGCAUAGCUGUGCGUAGAUUUUACAAACAAGGCACACUGAAGGAUAUACUUUGUAUGGCAACGCCAAAAAAUCCAUUCCUUAGCAAGUACGGCAAUCCUAAGGGCAGAACGGCAUUAACAAUGAAACAAGUCGCGAUCUAUGGACGUCAAAUACUGGAGGCUUUAAUAUUUAUACAUUCAAAAGGAUAUCCAUAUGGUCACUUACAUGCUGGUAAUAUUGUGAUUGUUGAUGAUUGCGUUAAAUUAUUGGACAUCGAGAAUUACGUUUUGGGUGUACCCGCCUUCUAUCGGCCUUUCUUUGUGCAGCAUAGUAAAAUCCACUCAGUGGAAGCUAUAGAUGUAUACAGCUUUGGGCAUGUGCUGUUCGAAAUGGCAAUGGGCUAUCCACUACAGGAAUCGGUAGUGCGUCAAAUUAACGAAUGUCCCGAAUCCUUAAAGAACCUAUUGGAGAGUAUAUUGUCAAAAGAGGCGGUUAGAGCUGGUUUACCAUCACUACAACAACUCAUCAGUCACCAUUUCUUUGCGCAACAUGCUAGUAGUGCUGCUGGCGGUUUUAGUUGUUGCAAUGAGGAUUCACGGAGAACGCAUUUCAAAUUGUCGCUUAACGCCAAGGAAUUCCUAAAGCAAGCUGCGCUGAAAGCUGAGUUAAGACUGCGGGAAGAACAAAAAUCGGUUAAAAAUCAAAAGCGCAUUGUGCGUGUGCAGGAGAUGAUGAGCUCCGAGGAGGAAAAACGCAAAUCGAAACAAAGAGCGAAACUUGAGCAUAAACAGUCAAAACUGAAACAACAAGGUUCGUUGCAAGCGGGCAACGGGCGUUUGUCACUUUCCGCAGCUAGUGGAUCGGCAGCGCUUAGCACAUUUGUUGGUGGUAUGGCACCAUUCGAGCGCACGGACAGUGUAUUAAGUAUGCAUAUGCCAAGGGAGGUAAAUGCAGCGCCCUCUUCCUCUAACACGGACAUAAAAUCUCCACCACCAACACCGUUCGUGCAACAUAAUGCACUAAAACAGCAGCAGGAGCAGCAACAUUCUGCCACAAAGCAAAUAACGUUUUUGGCAAAUGUCGAACGGCAAGCAUCAACACCAAAUAUUUCCACAGACACCGAGCAAAGCGGUGAUCUAACACGCUCGGCACUCCUGGAGUCGAUUUGUAAAUUUAAUCGUGGCUCUCUGCGUAAAGUGCGCUCUAAUGACUAGAAAUAAGUAAACAGAUUAUUUAGUAUCUAGCAUAUAAGAAUUAAGACAACUAUAACUAUGUAUGUUAUAAAGAGUGGUGAAGAGGAUAACAGCCAAAUGUUCUUUUUCAUAUUGUUUCAUGCACAAUAAUUCCAGCCAAAUUCAAUCACCACCUCCAGAAUAAAAGCUUUUAUAAUAUAACAAACACACUUUCUAAAAUGCAGCAUCUAAAUUUGAUAUCAAAUAAAUAUAGUAACACAAAGUAAACAAUAAAUAACACACAUAUAUGAAUUUUACACAUACUAGUAUCGAUGUUAACGUACAUACAUAUAUGUAAUUUAAACUAAAGUAAGAGAAUGCAACACCUGUUUAAUGUAAUUAAUCCACACUGUACUUCACCAAAUAUGUAAACAAAAUAGAGAUUAAUACUAGAGGAAUUCGUAUAAAAAUAUAGUCUAUACAUAUGUACGUACAUUAAGUGUGGUGUUGUGUUUGUAAACAAAGCGUACAUCUACGCUUUCUACAUAUUUAUCACAAUUAAUCAAGAGCCAUAAAAAUAUGUAUUAAAUAUUA
Messenger RNA from Bactrocera latifrons, 2759 nucleotides. RefSeq names its product PX domain-containing protein kinase-like protein. Gene Ontology annotation, biological process: endosome to lysosome transport; protein phosphorylation; early endosome to late endosome transport. Bases 222 to 2207 code for a protein of 661 amino acids. The transcript has 8 exons. Gene Ontology annotation, molecular function: protein kinase activity; actin binding; ATP binding. The record is from RefSeq and is a predicted model, not a curated record. Gene Ontology annotation, cellular component: early endosome; late endosome; extrinsic component of endosome membrane. Lineage: Eukaryota; Metazoa; Arthropoda; Insecta; Diptera; Tephritidae.